Drosophila biarmipes is the source of this 2122-nucleotide messenger RNA. It is a transcript of the gene ArgRS, whose product is annotated as probable arginine--tRNA ligase, cytoplasmic. Gene Ontology annotation, cellular component: cytoplasm. The coding region runs from base 74 to 2062 and encodes 662 amino acids. Gene Ontology annotation, biological process: arginyl-tRNA aminoacylation. The record is from RefSeq and is a predicted model, not a curated record. Gene Ontology annotation, molecular function: arginine-tRNA ligase activity; ATP binding. The transcript has 5 exons. NCBI's taxonomy places the organism in Eukaryota, Metazoa, Arthropoda, Insecta, Diptera, Drosophilidae.
CAUCCAUGUGGCAUCGUUGUGCUGUUGUUGUUGUUAUUAAUCAGCGAAGCAACAAAAGUCGAAAUUAGGAAACAUGUCCGAGCUAAAUACGGAGCUACAGAAACUCAGGGAACUGGAGUUCAAGACGAAGGGUCUUGCCGCCAGAAUAGAAACUGCCAAAAAUGGGGAGCAGCUCGACGUCGACCUGGUGCAGCUCCAAAUCGAAAAUAAGAAGCUCAAGAACCGCCUGUUUAUCCUGAAGAAGUCCAUUGCCGAGGAAUCAAAAGCCGGCGGAGCGAAGCCGAAAGAUUCCUCUUCCAUCACCGAGCAUUUGGAGAGUGUGUUUGGCCAGGCAAUUGCAACAGCCUUUCCGGAGUUCAAGGACACGCCCGUCAUCAUUGCGCCGGUGAAUAGCACAUCCGCCAAGUUCGGCGACUAUCAGUGCAACAAUGCCAUGGGCUUGGCCAAGAAACUGAAGGAGAAGGGCAUUAGCAAAGCGCCACGUGAUAUUGCCAACGAGCUCAAAGGACACUGCCCUGCAUCGCCCAUCAUAGAGAAGCUGGAGAUUGCCGGCGCUGGUUUCGUGAAUGUUUUCCUGAGCAAAGAUUUUGCCGCCACAGCCUUGAGCGAACUCUUGCGUAAUGGCGUUAAGCCGCCAAAAGUGACCAAGAAGCGCGUAUUGGUGGAUUUCUCAUCGCCCAACAUUGCCAAGCAGAUGCACGUGGGUCACCUGCGGUCCACCAUCAUUGGCGAAUCGGUGUGCCGCCUGUUGGAGUUCCUGGAGCACGAUGUGCAGCGCAUCAAUCAUCUGGGCGACUGGGGCACGCAGUUCGGCAUGCUGAUUGCCCACCUGGAAGAUCGGUUUCCCAACUACCUCAACGAAAGUCCGCCCAUCAGCGAUCUGCAGCAGUUCUACAAGGAGUCCAAGAAGCGAUUCGACGAGGACGAGGACUUCAAGAAGCGCGCCUACAGUCGAGUGGUCUCCCUGCAGAAGGGUGAAGCGAACUCCAUCAAGGCCUGGGAACUUAUUUGCAAUGUGUCGCGAAAGGAGUUCAAAACCAUUUACGAGCGCUUAGAUAUUACCAUCGAGGAUCGUGGCGAGUCCUUUUACCAGUCCCGCAUGCUGUCGGUGGUCGAGUUCUUGCGCGGCAAGGGUUUGCUGGAGGAGGACGAGGGUCGUGAGAUCAUGUGGCCCGACGACACGAAGACCGGCAUACCACUAACCAUCGUGAAAUCAGAUGGCGGCUUCACGUAUGACACCUCUGACAUGGCGGCGGUGCGUCACCGCACGCAGGAGGAAUUCGUCGAUUGGAUCAUCUAUGUGGUGGACUCUGGACAAAGCACACACUUCAACACAAUUUUCAAAGCCGCCGAACGUUGUGGCAUAUUGAAUCCGAGUACCCAUCGCGUGGAUCAUGUCCAGUUUGGCGUCGUUCUGGGCGAGGAUGGCAAGAAAUUCAAAACUCGGUCGGGUGAUACGGUCAAGCUGGCCGAUUUGCUCGACGAGGGAAUGAAGCGUUCGCUGCAGCAACUGGAGAGUCGCGGACGCGACCAGGUCCUCACUCCGCAAGAGUUGAAGGACGCCCAGGAGUCCCUGGCCUACGGAUGCAUAAAGUACUCUGAUCUGUGCCACAACCGCAUCAGCGACUACAUAUUUUCAUUUGACAAGAUGCUCGAGGACCGCGGCAAUACUGCGGUGUACCUACUCUACACCUAUACUCGCAUUUGCUCCAUUGCCCGCAACUCUGGCGAAGACUUCUCCAAUCUGCCUGAAAUACUGAAGAAGGUCAAGAUCGAAUUGGCCCACGAAAAGGAGUGGAAGCUGGCCAAGACCCUUCUGAAGCUGCACGACAUCCUGAUCAAGUGCUCGAGGGAACUCUUCCUGCACUUCCUGUGCGAGUUCUGCUACGAGGUGUGCACAGUGUUCACCGAGUUCUAUGACUCUUGUUAUUGUAUCGAGAAGAACAAAGCUGGCGAAAUCAUUGCCGUCAAUCACAGCCGCAUUCUGCUGUGCGAGGCAACUGCAGCUGUGCUGCGCCAAUGCUUCUAUAUACUAGGCCUGAAACCAGUUUCGAAAAUGUAAAAACGCGACGUCCUACAUCAAAUGUACACGAAUAAAAUUUGGUAAUUUUGAUACAGAAAA